AGCUUCUCGUUGCCGCCGGAGGGAGGCUCCGUCAUCGUUCACACCUUUCCACCCCGUCCACUAACAGAAAGGACACACACAUAAAUGAUGGUUCAACAACACGUGAACUACGCGUGGCAUGUGGCGAAUUUUAACGAAGCCCUUUCCGACAGCGCUGCAGAUGCCGAUGCUCGUGCGUCACUGUCGCGCCUGCAUUUCGACAGGUUGGCGCAAGUGAUGAGUUUCAUGGGCCAGCAGUCCAUAGCCCGACAUUUCAGAACACUUGCCUCCGUGAGUCCACAGACAAGGUUGGAUGCGGAGAUGCUCAUGAGGCGGCCUGAACUGUGUGAGGAUGCGAAGAGAGCGCGAGUGGAAGGCAACCGUCUGAUGUUAGGGAUUUCGGCAACAGAGCGAACCAGAGCGCGGGUGCGGUUUGCGCAGUCGCUGUGGUGGGCAACUCGGUGCGGAUUACCACUUCUUCUCAACGUCGACAACUCACACGGGGAUAUCCUGAUGCUUCUGACGGAGUGUUUGAGACUCCGUGUGACGGCAUUGCGCAUCCAACUGACCUCCAAAACCGCCUGCCAGCGAGGUACUUCGUCGAUGUGCGACGGAAGCUGUGGAAGCUACGUCUGCGCGCUUCCGACAUUUUCAAACUUGGAGAAGCUUUCGUUGGUUUGCAAAGCGACUAUGGAUCAGAGUCUACUGACUGCUGCUGUGAAUCGCGCUCUCCGUGUGGCAGCGAAGUUGCCGGUCAGCGUCGUGGAGCUGGAUGGCUUUGUACAGCUGGAAGAUUUUUCUGCGCUGGCGGGCUCAGAGCACUUGUGCCACCUGACGGCCAAGCACUGUGGAAUACGAUCGGUGGCCGAUCUUGUGAGCUGUCCAAUGAUGUCCGUCCUAAACGUUUCCAACAACCAGCACCUGCAAAGUCUUACGGGUCUUUCAGGCGCACCGCGUCUCGAGCAAAUCUACGCACGCAGCUGCAAUUUGCAGAACUUAAAUGAUCUGGGCAGCUGUCCUCAUCUCAGCAAACUUGAUGUAACGAGCAACAGCUCUUUGAAAGACUUCGCAGGUCUCGCUGGUGCACCGUGUCUGGAGAAGCUCAUUGCAAGUUGCUGUGGGCUUCGAAGUGUAAGCGGACUCAACAUGUGCCCGUGGCUCAGCGUACUCGAUGUGAGCUACAACAGACAUCUACACGACCUCCGCGGCCUCUCUGGCGCGCCGUGCCUUCAUCUUCUUUCCGUCAGCGGAUGCGAACUGAAUGAUCUUCACGGCCUUAACAUUUGCUCGCGACUCAGUAAACUGAACGUGUCCAGCAACAAGACUUUGAAGGACCUGAUCGGGCUUGCUGGCGCCGCGUCUUCGAAACAUUAG
Molecule: messenger RNA, 1353 nt
Organism: Leptomonas pyrrhocoris
Lineage: Eukaryota; Euglenozoa; Kinetoplastea; Trypanosomatida; Trypanosomatidae
Exons: 1
Coding region: 670-1353 (227 amino acids)
Source: RefSeq, a predicted model, not a curated record